Molecule: messenger RNA, 405 nt
Organism: Brettanomyces bruxellensis
Lineage: Eukaryota; Fungi; Ascomycota; Pichiomycetes; Pichiales; Pichiaceae
Exons: 1
Coding region: 1-405 (134 amino acids)
Source: RefSeq, a predicted model, not a curated record
AUGUCAUCAGCAAACAACUUAAUGCCAGAGGCACCAAGGUGUCCGAACCAUCCUAACACCACGAAAAAGGCAGAGGAUCAGGCUGAAGCAGGACCGAUUGAGCAAAGCAUAGAGAGAAAAAUCAGGAAAGCAUUGAAUCCAACAUUUUUUGAAAUUAGAAACGAUUCUUGGAUACAUGAGCACCAUAAGCCUAUGCAAAAUGCGGAAAACAAAACGGAAUCCCACUUCAACAUGAUUGUGAUUAGUGAGAUUUUCAAAGACUACAGAGGUCUUCCCUCACGGCACCGCCUCAUCUACAAGUUAUUAGAGGACGAGUUGCAAAACAAAGGUGUGCAUGCACUCCAGAUCAAGGCAAAAACCCCGGAGGAGUGGCAGAGGGAAUUGGCAAAGAAAGCACAAAAUUAA